Knipowitschia caucasica is the source of this 270-nucleotide messenger RNA. The record is from the annotation of a GenBank genome assembly. NCBI's taxonomy places the organism in Eukaryota, Metazoa, Chordata, Actinopteri, Gobiiformes, Gobiidae.
AUGAGAGUUAAUGUGAGCAUGACCACCCAGGCGUGGGCCAGUGACAGAACCUAUAGCCCGCCCUCCCUCACCUCCCAUCAUGCCCCUCUCUGCAGACCACCUCUUUGUCUCCACCAGCCUGCAGUAGGGAGCCUCUGUUGGGCAUCACCUCUGGCUCAUUGGGCGCCCUGUCCGUCAUGGGGCUGGGGCUAUGAUGUUUCACCAGCCAAAGAGAUGCCCGGUGGGUGGAGCGAGGUGGCACAGACGAUCAGUGAUGAUGCUUGGAAAUAA